AUGGCCGGAUUCAGCUUCGCCAAAAAGUUUACUCAUAAGAAACAUGGAAAGACUCCUUCUGAUGCUUCCAUCUCAGAUCAAUCUAGAGAAGCUUCAUUGUCGACUCCUCCGAAUGAAAAAUAUUUCACUAAACAGGAAACGCCUCAGAAAGGACGUCAAUUCUCACAAGGCUAUCAUACCAGUGUUAGUAAAACCACUUCAUCCCCCAUGUUUUCCAGAAAGCAACAAUCUGAACCAAGGAUCCAACCAAGUGCAGUGCCACCACAACAACGAAACGUGUCAGGACCAUCUACAACCCUACAUAAACAACUUUCAAAACAAAGAGAGUAUACCGUGUGGAAUAGAAUUAAGUUACAGGAUUCGCCUUUCCCACGUUAUAGGCACGUUUCCUCUGCGUACGUUACAGACAAAAAUCAAAUAUAUGUCAUUGGCGGACUUCACGACCAAUCUGUAUACGGUGAUACAUGGAUAUUAACGGCCUUUGAUAAUGCUACAAAAUUUUCCACUACUACGAUAGACAUAAGUGAAGCUACGCCACCACCAAGAGUAGGUCAUGCUGCGGUUCUAUGCGGAAACGCUUUUGUCGUAUUCGGCGGUGACACACAUAAAGUUAAUAAGGAAGGUUUAAUGGAUGAUGAUAUAUACCUUUUGAAUAUCAACUCCUACAAAUGGACGGUUCCAGCACCUGUAGGACCACGUCCAUUGGGUAGAUAUGGCCAUAAAAUCUCUAUCAUCGCCACAAAUCAAAUGAAAACGAAACUAUACGUUUUUGGUGGUCAAUUUGAUGACACUUACUUCAAUGACUUGGCUGUUUACGAUUUAUCAUCUUUUAGAAGACCAGACUCACAUUGGGAAUUUCUGAAGCCAAAAACUUUUUCGCCACCACCUAUUACCAACUUUACCAUGAUAUCAUAUGAUUCCAAGUUAUGGGUAUUUGGUGGUGAUACCUUGCAAGGUUUAGUAAAUGAUGUUUUUAUGUACGACCCAGCAUUAAAUGACUGGUUUAUCAUCGAAACCACUGGUGAGAAGCCACCUCCAGUUCAAGAACAUGCUACUGUGGUCUACAAUGAUUUAAUGUGUGUGGUAGGUGGGAAGGAUGAGCACGAUGCUUAUUUGAACUCUGUGUACUUCUUGAACUUGAAAUCGAAUAAAUGGUUUAAGUUACCUGUAUUCACAGCAGGAAUCCCGCAGGGCCGUUCUGGUCAUUCUUUAACAUUGUUGAAAAAUGAUAAAAUUUUGAUUAUGGGAGGGGAUAAAUUCGAUUACGCUAGAGUUGAGGAGUCGGACUUGCAUACUUCUGAUAUUGACAUGCAAAAGGGUACGAUUGUUUAUACCUUGGACUUGGCCCGCAUAAAGGAUCUCUGUCCUGGUGUAAUGGAUGUUCCGAAUGAAGCCGCCGUUCAGAGGAGUAGUAGUCUUGAUCUGGCGCCCCCGGUUACUCCAACUUCUCAUCAGAGCAGAAAUAUGAACGUUCCAAGUUCAGCAUUACCUCCAGCUUCUGCUCCAUCGCCUGCAACAAAGGCUUUUCCAGAUUCUGAUGAUGGCAAUAAAGACAUGUACAAUCGAGAUGUUUCAGCAGAACAACAAUAUCAGGAUCCUCCAGCCAAUUCUGAGUAUCAUCUAAUUACCGAACCGAACAUUUUAACUCCAUACGUUCCUUCAGAAAGCUCACAAACUCCUGUUAUGAAAACGACUUCUAACAAACCGUUUGAUACACCCAUUAUCGAGAAAGAAACUGAUAUGACUGAAGCGAUCGAUUCAACAAUUGGAAACCAGCGUAUAACAUCUUCUACUUACGGAGACAGUCUCACCCCCUCGAAACAAAUUAAUAAUAACACCUCGCCAAUUGUAGAAACAUCAUUAAACAAUGAAGUAAAAAAACUUCAAAAUGACAAUGUAGAAGAAAACGAACAUUGUACCGAUGACGAUGGAAAAGCGGAUUCUAUGAUGGCUUUCAACCAAGAAACAAAUGGAAACAAGUUGAGCCCUUCAAUAAGUAAGGCUGAAGGGGAGGGCAGUGUUGCUGUCGACGAUGACGAUGAGAUCGGUGUGGCCCAAAUGGCUAGCUCACCAUCAAAAGAUCAAUUCAAAAUUAAACAUUAUAAUGAAUCUUCAGAGUUAUCACAGAACAAUACGGAAGUAGAAAAACUAUCUGAGCCUGCAGAUAUUAAAAUAAAGAGAAACGAUGUUACAGGGUAUGAUGUUCCUAACCAUGAGAUUAAAACUAAUAACGAAAAAGAUUUAUCUUCAGUGGUAGGCGCCCCAUCUGAGAUGAAAAAUGAAAAAGCCAAUAUUUCUGGAAGUGAAGAUACAGCCUCUGAAGUCGUCGAUAGAGCAUUGUUUGAAAAAUUGAGAUCUGAAUUGCAAAGUUUGAAAGAACUGACGCAUGAAAAAGCACUUGAAGCUGGAGCUCACAUAAAGGAAUUAGAGACAGAGCUAUGGCAGUUAAAAUCUCAGAAUAGCACUGGUACGGCCAAAGAAAUAGACCAAUUGGAUUCCGUGAGACUGCAAUCAAAGUGUGAAAUACUGGAAGCAGAUAAUCACUCUUUGGAAGACAAAGUUAAUGAGCUAGAAGAGCUAGUGAAUAGCAAAUUCUUAGAUAUGGAAAAUCUAAAUGAAAUUGUACAACUUCAAAAUGAAAGAAUCAAAUCCUUGGAACUAGAGCCUGAUUAUAAGGAAAAACUCGAGGAAUUGCAGAUUGAACAUGAAAACUUGAUGAGAGAAAACGAACGAUUGAAAAAUGAGUGCAAACAACAUAACGAAGAUAUUGUCAAACAAGUCUCUAAUUACACAUCACAAUUAGGCUCAUUAAUCAGCCAUUGGAAAGAAAACAAAGCCAACUCUUCCUUUCUUGCAUCCUCUUCUUCGUUAUUAUCCAUAUCGGAUCAAAACGCUGAAAACGCUGAAAAAUCUGUAAACGAAUCCUAUGUGGACCAAAGUCGCCACCAUCGUGUGGUGAUUGACAAACUAACAAAUAGAUUGGAUGAUUUGUUGGAGAAAAGUCAAGAGCUAACAAUGUCGAAGGAAAAAUUGUCCUCCGAAUAUCGUGCUUUAAAGAUGGAACAUAGCUCGUUAAGUCAAGAUGUAUUGGUGAAAGAGAAUGAAAUCAAAAAAAUACAGAAUGAUUAUAAAGAAAGUAUAAAUUCUAUGGAUAGUGCAAGUAAAGCGCUCAUGGUUUCUCAAAGAGAGCUAGAGAAGUAUAAGACCUUGAAUAAAAAACUGAUUGACGAGUUGGAUGAAUUGAAAUUCAAAAAUGACGUCAGCAGCAAAGAUUCGGUGAAUGGUUUUAAAAGCACCAACGGGAACUUUAAUGACGUAGAAAAUAGUAACACCAUAAGAGAAAAUCAAUUCAACAUUAAAAUUAACGACCUGAAAGCCGAACUUUUUAUCACCAAUCAAGAAAGAGAUAAUUUGAAGAAUGAAGUGUUGGAGUUGAAGAAGAAAUUAUUGAACUUGGAAAAUAGCGCUAAACAAGUCAAUGAUAACGAUGACAAUAAUUUACUAUAA
Molecule: messenger RNA, 3507 nt
Organism: Saccharomyces mikatae IFO 1815
Lineage: Eukaryota; Fungi; Ascomycota; Saccharomycetes; Saccharomycetales; Saccharomycetaceae
Gene: KEL1
Product: Kel1p
Exons: 1
Coding region: 1-3507 (1168 amino acids)
Biological process (GO): regulation of cell shape
Molecular function (GO): protein binding
Source: RefSeq, a predicted model, not a curated record